Molecule: messenger RNA, 3861 nt
Organism: Prorocentrum cordatum
Lineage: Eukaryota; Dinophyceae; Prorocentrales; Prorocentraceae
Source: the annotation of a GenBank genome assembly
AUGGCCACCCAUGAGGCGGCUGGUGAGACAGCUGCUCAGGGCAAGGCCACGAUGGAUCGUGCUUUGGCUGAUGAUGAUGGAGACGGCUUCUCCGAGGUGUGUAGAGGGGCGAGUGGCCUGAUGCCCAAGAGCAAGGGCCCCAUGGCGAAGUUCUGCGUGCACGUGGCUACGUGUAAGGACACUUCUUUCGUUGUGACCGUCCUCAACCCGAUCAGAGUCGGCAAGCUGAGCGAGUGGAAGAGCAUUCCGUGGCUCUACGGAGAUGAGAAGUCCCCAGAGGGCAAGAGUUGCACUCUAUGUUACAACACCUUCACUCAAGGCGGGUUCCUGGAGGAGUUUGGCAGCAUCCAGAAGAUGCUAGAUAAAGCGCCCAACGACGUGAGCAUCAUGUUGCAGUUCAAAGCUGCCCGGCUGGAGCUUAUCAAACGCAUCAACAAUGGCGAGGUCGAGUUGCGGUUGAGGGGUGCAAAGAAAGAAGACCGCAAGAAAAACUUGCUGGCGGCCAGGCAGCGCAGCAUUGAGAUGCAUCAGAGUGCUGGGACCGUGAAUCGAUCGAAAUUCCGCGUCAUGACCGUGCAACGGUACAAAGACACGCACAACGACAGGACCCCCGAAGACGAUGGCCUGGACACGUGCAUGCAAUACCACAAGGGGAAGCUGGAAGAAGUUGUUCUACUUGCUACUAUGGCCGAGGGUGAAUGGGAAAUGGACAUCGAGGACAGGAUGGAGACCAUCAAGAAAGAGGUGAUUGACGACGGAAAGAAUGUGAUUCGUGAUGGCCAAAUCGAGUCCAAGUUCGAGGCUAAAGCCAGGCGGGCCCAGGCAGCCCUCGACGUGAAAGCUUCCACUGAGCAGCUCCUGACUGCGGAGGCGCUAGAAGAGGCAGCUGCAGCACGAGAGGAGGAGCACAAGCAUGAUGAUGACGAGGAGAGCCGCGACAGCGCCUUGGACACCGAGGACAGCGACGACUUCCUCGCAGGGGUGCUGAAUAAGAACAGAAAGACAGCCAAGGCGACCAAGGACGCGCCCUCGUCGGCUGCGAAGACAGCCAGUGGCAGGACCAAGGCUACGCCGAAGGCAAGCUCUGCCCAGAAAAGCACAGGAGGGGCACAGGGCUCGGGCGCAGGGCGGCGGGGUGCUAGGUCCGUCGUAUCCAUACGCUCGAGAUCCCCCAGAGGCGGAGCCCCUUGCUCACGGACAUCUUCGCGCAAAAGCAAGGAGGAAUCCCAGGUCCAGGACGUGGUCGUCGACGUGGAUGCUUACUUGGAUAGGAACGGGCUGCGGGAUAUCCUGGACCAGUUCGAGGAGUCGAUGAAUCAGAUCUCGGAGGACGCAGUCUUGAACGCGUAUGUCUUGAAGGAGAAGGAUAUCUCGGAUGCGUGCAAGAAGGCCGCGUCGUCCAUCAACGACUCGCAGAAGUCAAUGACGAAACUAUUCUGGAAGAUCGAAAAAAGAUCAGGGAAACCGGAAGAAGCCACAAAGAUCCUCACAACUCACAGGGAGACCAUCUCAGACACGGUGAAGUACUUCCAGACCUUCUCUGGCGGCAAGAAACUGGUUGAUACCUUGGACGUCGAGAAAGUUGCGCAGUUGACGCGCGUGUUCGAGGAUGGCCGCGCGCCCCCGCCGGCUUGCCAGAUCGCUUUCUAUGUGUCCAGGGGCCUCCACCUGGCUGUCAAACAGAACCUGAGCGAGCUGAAGACCUGGAUACAAACGGGCCUCGACAAAGUCGAAAACUUUCCAGAGGAGGACAAGUGGUCGCUGAUCAUGAUGCUCAUCGAGAGAUUGAUCGCGUUCAUGCUUGACGGGGUUUCGGGCAAGUCGGAGUCGAAGGACAGGGCUGCGCUGGAGUAUACCAAGGACUUUAUCAAGUCCUUGCUUGAAAUCCCCGCAGGCGAUCUGUUCGGCCCAGGCUUCGAGAACCACGUAAGCGACUUGACCGACAUCCAGGGCAUGUUUGACUUUGCCGAGCGCCCUGACAUGGCAAAAGAACAAGAACAGGGACUGGUCCGGCUGCACACGUGCACUACAUCUAAAGAAUAUGUUGGCUUCUUCCGCGCAGUAGGCUCGCAUGGCAACUUCGAGAGAAUCUCGAAAUACAUCAACGAUUCCGUGGCAGAAGCUGCUGGGGGCACCAGCUUCAGGGCCAAGAUGACAGCCGCCAUGUGCCUGAUCGAGAAGCAACACAGUUACAGCCGUCCAGAGGAUGCGCUCACCCAGAAGGACGCCGAGAAGCUUUCCAGCUGCAUCAGCGACCUCGUCGAGGAGAUGGCGGACUCAAGGGAUGAACGACAAGCCGCUCAAUUGGACAGGGUGUUCAAGCUUACCGCCGAACACGGGCAAGACGCCGUCAAGGGGUGCCUGGCCCGCGUGGAGAAGUACGCGCAGGAGGUGAGCUCCAAGGACUCCUGCGACGAGCUCCGGGGAGGGGCCAUGGAGACCGCGUGCUCGUUCAUCAGUGGCUUCAAAAGGAGCGUCGAGUCUGGGAAAGUCCACGUCCUCCACAAAGAGUGCAAGGCUUUGACGUGGAAGGUUGUGGAAUCGACGCUCGAGCUCUCCAAGAACGCCAUUGAGGUGAGGCAGGCGAUCAAGGAGCUUGGCCUCAUUGCGACGUUGAUGGAGAAGAUGCACGCUGCUAUCACGUAUCGUUUCGCAGAUGGUAAGACCGAGCAGGAUGUCGACAUUCAGGCCCUCGCAGCCAGGUUGAAGGACUGCCGCGACGCGGUGAUGAAGCUAGCCGAUGGGAACAGAACCUCUGCCGAGAAGGCCGUCGGGGUCAUCAUGGCGACGUGCGGCAUCGAGAAGAUUGCGAAGGAGAAGUCGGACUCCCUCGGCGCGAACCUGACCGAGUCCAUCGUUGUCUUGCUCAAGCACGUCCGCGCCUCGAAAGGCUUGGACGCCCUGGCCAGCAGCGCAGCUGACGCUUGUUCGUCUGUCAUGAAGACUACGCACCUCAUGUGGCAGCUUUCUGCGUGCAUCGAUGGUGACCAGGUUGCGGUGCGCAAUCAGAUCUCCACCGCCACGUCCUUGGCGCAGUGCGCGUCGAAGCACGAUGUCUUCAGCCUCAUCGCUGCAAUGCCCGCGGCUGGGGUCCCCACGAAGAAGGCCAUGCUGGACCUGAGCGACAAGGGCGCGAGGGAGUUCAAGGAGAACCUCGAGCGAUUGCUGGGCCGCGACUCUUCCCCCGGUUUAGCCUCAUUGGCCGAUGAGGGAUCAGAGCUGAACGGCGACCUGGUCAAAGAGGGUGUGGGCGUGCUCGGUGAUGCGCUGGACAAGCUCAAUGACAAAAUCGACGCCUACGCAAAGUUCAACUCUGAGAAUGCGCUGAGGGUCGCCAAAGAGCUCGAGGACAAGUAUUUGACCAACAAGGAGGACCUCCUGCACGGCGAGUUCCUGAAGUCCUUCGACAAGAACGCUCUGAAAGCGUUGACUCCGGAACAUGCGCGGGUCUGUGGCCAAACGGAUAACACAGUGCAGCUCCUCACUGAUUUAGGAUUGAAGUUGCUUCCAGUGGAUCUCCAGAAGUCCCAGGACAUCAUCGCUCGUUUGAGCGCCAUGUCUAUCAAGUGGGCUCUCUUUUCCUUGCUCCAGAAGGAAGAUGACGCCCCGGGCACGCAGAUCGACAAGAUUAAGAAGCUAGUCGACGAUAAUUUCACAGAGGAGUUCAAGAAGUAUUUUGACGAUGCGGUAUUCCAAGGCGCCGUCGAGUUGGCGAAUACUGCGGACAAGACGGGCUCCGACAAGAAGUCGACGGAGGCGAAGCUCGACUCCACCAGCAAGAUCGGCACCGACGAGGGCGAGAGCAAGGCCGACGGGAAGCCCCCCUCGAAGAAGCGGAAGAAGAAGGGGGUGGGGGCCUGA